Messenger RNA from Zygosaccharomyces rouxii, 1764 nucleotides. It is a transcript of the gene STP1, whose product is annotated as Stp1p. Lineage: Eukaryota; Fungi; Ascomycota; Saccharomycetes; Saccharomycetales; Saccharomycetaceae. Gene Ontology annotation, cellular component: nucleus. The transcript has a single exon. The coding region runs from base 1 to 1764 and encodes 587 amino acids. Gene Ontology annotation, molecular function: RNA polymerase II cis-regulatory region sequence-specific DNA binding; DNA-binding transcription factor activity, RNA polymerase II-specific. Gene Ontology annotation, biological process: regulation of transcription by RNA polymerase II. The record is from RefSeq and is a predicted model, not a curated record.
AUGUUCGGUGUUGAGUCCGUUUCAUUGUUGGUAAAUGCUCCUUUGGAGCUUUUAAUCGUGUUUUUUGUGGGAAUCUUCAAGAGCUUAGUUGAUAUGAUUGUGAUUCCGGCACUAGACUACUACAGCGAUAAAGAACACGGUGAGAAACAGGAGAAACUGAAAUCAAAGGAGGAAGGUAAAAUAGUCGAAGAGGAAGAAAGUGAAGAUGAAUUUCCCUCUCUUUUCCCCGAGAGACAUAACGUUAACAAGUCCCUUUUCGAGAGUGCAUCCGUAAUUCCAUGUUCGUUAGAUAUUUCGACAGUUGAUUCUGCUAUGUCAAUGUCUAUGACACCCGAAGGACAGUUACAAUGUAAAUUGAAUACAGACGAAAAUACAAAUAUACCAUCCAAUAACAAGUAUAACAUGAUGGUAACACCGCCUACUAGUGUUGAUGCAAAUGGCUUACCAAUCAGUCCAGAGAGUAAUACAUCAUGUACCCCUGUGAAGUCUGAGGAAGAAGGUAUUCCAUCUGCAUCUAUCACUACCGCUACUACAACGAACCUGAAUGCAAACUUAAACUCAGAUACCAUUAAGGCAGAGGUACCUGAGGGGGCCAAUAGCGAAGGUCUAUUCGUUUGCCACUACUGUGAUGCGAAGUUUAAGAUUAGAGGGUAUUUGACUCGUCACAUCAAGAAGCAUGCAAUUCAAAAGGCUUAUCACUGUCCUUUCUUUAUGGGAGAAGCACCACCUGAAUUAAGAUGUCAUAAUUCAGGUGGAUUUAGCAGAAGGGAUACCUAUAAGACACAUUUGAGAACCAGACAUUUUAUCUACCCCAAAGGUGUUAAGCCUUCAGAACGUAAUAAGUCUGCAGGUAACUGUGGGCAAUGUGGUCAAAGUUUUGAAAAUACUGAUAAGUGGGUUGAACAACACAUUGAAAGUGGUGAAUGUAGAGGAUUGCCACAAGACUACGUUAGAAAUAUUAAGUCUGAAAGAAAAUCAGGUAAACUUAAAAUGAUAAAAACCUCUACAGGACAUUCUCGUUUUAUUUCUACAGCUCAAAGUGUCGUAGAACCAAAAGUACUUUUGAACAAAGAAGCAUUAGAAGCAAUGGCAAUUGUUGCUCAUAAUACAAACAGAUCAGAUAUUUUGUCUCGUUACGGUAACAACAAAAUUCUAAUGAUCUCUGCUAAUUUCAAAGGUGAAGCUAAGCCUAAAAAGAAGUAUUCAAGAAAAAGAGGUGGUCAAUCAAGUACCGGUAAGAAAUCAGAUAAUGAUCUAUCGCCACCACAACUGCAACCAGUAUCAUCCUUAUCAUCGACAGGAACUCCUGCAACUUUACCACCUCUAGAAGAAUCUCCAAUGGUUUUCAACUCUUACAGUUUUGAAACGAAUACACCUUGUAUGGACUCUUCAAUAAUUCCAUCCCCUGAGCAAAACCAAUCUUUGGAACCCGUCCCAUCUGCAUCUUCAGCAUCAUCCCACGAAUGUCACUUGAACACUAAUAAUUAUAAUUCCUCUAUGAAUGAAGUUGGCAACAGUAGUAUUAUGUUUAACGAUCCAUUUAAUGUCCCCCUUGAUGCAGAACAAUCUCCAUCUUUUGGUCCACCAGACUAUAACAUGGUGAAUAGCUGUCCUAAUGGCACACCGGGUAAAGGUAUGCAACAAAUUAAUAUAAAUGAAACUUUACAAAGACAGAUGGAUCCGGCCGUAUUGGGAGACAGUCAACUCAGAGAAGUAAGACAAUACGCUAAUUUUUACAGACACACUUUUGGAUACAAAGUGUGA